CGGAGCUCGCGGCUACCGCCGCCAUCCUCUCUGGUUCUUGAGUGCGCUCCCUUUCUUGGUUCCGGGACGGCUAGUGGGUGAUGCGAGAGCGAGGCAGGGGCCAGGCCCGGUUCAGGCCCGACCCGCGAGGUGACCUUGAUCGAGUGCCCUGUCGCGUCAAGCUGCGGCGCCCGUCCGUGGGCCUGUUAGUGACCCGGCUCCCGAGCGGUUGAGGACCUAGAGAGGCCCCUAUAGGCUUGCCCCAGGGCAAGGGGAGCGCCGGGCCGCUGGGGGCUGUGGCAGAAGCUGGGUCGCGGGGGGAGAUGCCCCUCCACGUGAAAUGGCCGUUCCCCGCGGUGCCGCCGCUCACCUGGACCCUGGCCAGCAGCGUCGUCAUGGGCCUGGUGGGCACCUACAGCUGCUUCUGGACCAAGUGCAUGAACCACCUCACCGUACACAACAAGGAGGUUCUGUAUGAUCUCAUCGAGAACCGAGGCCCAGCCACACCCCUCAUCACGGUCUCCAAUCACCAGUCGUGCAUGGAUGAUCCUCAUCUCUGGGGGAUCCUGAAACUCCGUCACAUCUGGAACCUGAAGUUGAUGCGUUGGACCCCCACAGCUGCAGACAUCUGCUUCACCAAGGAGCUGCACUCACACUUCUUCAGCUUGGGCAAGUGUGUGCCCGUGUGCCGAGGAGAUGGCGUCUACCAGAAGGGAAUGGAUUUCAUUUUGGAGAAGCUCAACCAUGGGGACUGGGUGCACAUCUUCCCAGAAGGGAAAGUGAACAUGAGCUCCGAGUUCCUCCGCUUCAAGUGGGGAAUAGGUCGCCUGAUCGCCGAAUGUCAUCUCAAUCCAAUCAUCCUGCCCCUGUGGCAUGUCGAAAAUCACCGUGCUGAUCGGCAAGCCCUUCAGUGCCCGGCCUGUGCUCGAACGGCUGCGGGCAGAGAACAAGUCAGCAGUGGAGAUGCGCAAAGCCCUGACAGACUUCAUCCAAGAGGAAUUCCAGCACCUGAAGAGCCAGGCAGAGCAGCUCCACAACCACCUGCAAGCCAGAUAGAUUGGUGCAUAACCCUUCCAGGGUUCCCCCUCCGAGUGGGUGAGCAUCCCAGCGCCUCUGGUUCUGCCACUGAAAGAAGGCUCUCAGCUGCUCCUGGCACUUGGCCACGCAGGGAGGAAAGACCUUUAGGCAGGGGGCCCCUGCUCUCUUGCCUACAAGCCGUUUGCUCCCAGAGCUGGGGACUGGAAGGAGGAGCCCUAAUCUUACUGCUUCCUCAGGGAUAGCCAUCAGCCAUGUCUUCCUUCUGCCUGUGCUCCCUGCAGGCAUGGGAGCCUCGGGCAGGGCCCAGCCCUGAGCUGCAGGUGGAAGAGGUGCCCUUUUCUAUAAGGGGAGCCCGUCCAACAGGGCCCGAGACCCGGCCCCUCGCUGGGGCCCACUGUUCUUUCCGCCUCCCUGGCAUCACUUGAAUCCCCUGGUUGUUUUAUAAACUAUUAAUAAAGGAUUUGUGUUGUGCUCUUUUA
Molecule: messenger RNA, 1496 nt
Organism: Odocoileus virginianus texanus
Lineage: Eukaryota; Metazoa; Chordata; Mammalia; Artiodactyla; Cervidae
Gene: TAFAZZIN
Product: tafazzin, phospholipid-lysophospholipid transacylase
Biological process (GO): cardiolipin acyl-chain remodeling; inner mitochondrial membrane organization
Cellular component (GO): mitochondrial membrane
Molecular function (GO): 1-acylglycerophosphocholine O-acyltransferase activity
Source: RefSeq, a predicted model, not a curated record